Messenger RNA from Paramuricea clavata, 2331 nucleotides. The record is from the annotation of a GenBank genome assembly. Lineage: Eukaryota; Metazoa; Cnidaria; Anthozoa; Malacalcyonacea; Plexauridae.
GUGGUGUUGGCCUGGGUAUUGGCUAUGCGUUUGGGGUGAUCAGGAAGAAGAAUGUCUACGUUUAUAGUUUAUCAACUGGCUUGAACUUUUUUAUUGUACCACUUGUAUUCUUUGGUAAGAUAUUGCUCUGUUAAUUAAGCAAUCAUUGUUACGUAAGGGUAUUGAACAGUGUAAUUUAUCAAAAAAGGAAGAACCUCCAGGUUGGGUUCAUUUUUAGCAGCAGACCUGUCAACUCACUUAGUGCUGCCGGUUUUUACCUUUUUUCAAUUUCUCUCCGUAUGAAGAAGAUAUUUUCUACGCUUGCUUUUUCUUGUUUUAAUUGUUUGCAAGUAUUGGAGAUUUUCCAGAUUCAAGAAUCUAGCAAAAACGUAAAUCGAAACCGUAGACUAUAAGUGUUUAACUUUUUAGCCAUUUUUGUACCAUAAUAAGCGAUAUGUAUGUUAGCUUAGGGAUGCCAGAAGGUGGAAUAUGAGAGGUAACAUUUUGCUUUAUCAAAAACUGCAAAUGCCUUUGGUUUUGCAAGUGAAAGUUUUUCCCCUGUGUUAAAAUUUUUGGGUUGACGGGUCUGAGUAGCUGUAGCUUGGUAAUUGUCGCUGGCUAGAGUCCGAGAAAUGUACAUAAUUAUAUGGAUUUCUGUUUUGUACAGGUAUUCGUCAAGUUGUGCAAACUGGAGAUGCUACUCCGAAAUUUCUGAAAAAUGAACAAACAUCAUUUGCUAUAAGCAACCCUUAUGCUCUUUCUGUAACCAGUGGUUCAGUAACAGGCUGCCUUACAUCGUUAUAUUCUAUAAGUAAGUUGCUACUACCUCAUUACGGUCUAUACCGUUAAACUUAUCGAUUCUCUCCGAUCUAAACAUACACUAGUGACACAGUAUAGUCUAUGUCCACCAUUUUUAGCAUAAAAGAGUUUAAGAUCCACGAUCUUCACGCGAAACAACCGCAUAAUAUAUGAAUAACGUGUUGUCCCAUGUAGGGUGUCCUCAACAGCGUUGUCAAGGCCCACACAGACCGGACGCGUUUGGCAACGCGACGCGAAUUUUCAGUUUUCAAUGACAUUUAACUUUAAUAUUUUUCAAUGUUUUUUCUGAUAUUCGGAACCACUUAAGCAAUUUUAGCUAUUUGGUCUGCAUAUCUUGUAAAAUUUUUAUCCGUUGACGGUUUUUUGUUUGUUUUCGUUUUUGAAAACUGAAAAUUCGCGUCGCGUUGCCGAAUCGCGUCCCGUCCGUGUGGGCCUUCAUUCUCAACACAAGCAUAAUCAAAGUCUUUCGAGCAACGAUCACGUCUUUCCAACAUAUACAGUAGCAAUCACUGCAUCGUUGAAAAGCUUCAAACAUUUCUUACAGUAAUUAAUCAAAUUGCUUUAAUAACGCUGAUUCUUGAGCUGAAAUUCAGACUGCAUCGUAGAGUUUUCCACGGCGUAGAUUUUAAACUCUCCAGGGGUCAGAGAGAAAUAUUAGAAUAACUGAGCUCUUACAUGGUCUCGUGAAUAGACUAGUUGGAGUUUGGAUUUCACAUCCAAGUGGAGUGUUUGAGUCGGGAUAAAAUGGGAUUUCAAUCUAGGACAUAAAAGUCCCCUCGCCCACCGAUAGAAACUGACGUCACCAUAUGUGAUGAAAGUGUUAAAAUAUACUUGUGCAGUUUUGUAUAUGUGUGGAUGAAAAUGCGAUGAUUGUAAGUCCCAGAUUAGUCCUUUUAAUGUAGAUUCAGGAUAGAGAUUUUGAACUAGAAGUGCUGUGCACCAAAAUUAUGGAUUUCUUCGCACAAAAGGUUUUUUAAGGAAUUGUUGCAUCACAAUUUAUUUUUAUUCACACAUACACAAGGCUGCCCAAGUACGCACUUCCUUUACUUAUGGUGGCAAAGAACUGGGUGCCACCAAUAGAAGAUUCCCCUUAUUACGUUUUCGUAGCGCUUUGCAUUGUGGUUAUAGUGGUAUCACUGAUAAAGAUAGCGGCCUCGAAUGAAAAUAUUGAAUGUUUUCGCGAAUAUUUUGCUUUUGGCUAUCGUGCACCUGACCCUAGCUUUUUUAAAUGUUCUUGCACGGGUCCGGACAAAAAAUAAGCCAUCUUGAAUAUCAGUGAUACCACUAUAACCACAAUGCAAAGCGCUACGAAAACGUAAUAAGGGGAAUCAUCUAUUUAUGGGAGGUGCUAAUGUUUUGGUCACCCCCUGUAGUUUGAACUGGAAGAUUUAAUUGAUGCGUAUCACUCAUCCAUUUCAGUUUUACCUCAUUAUUUGUAUUUCAGAGAGAAGCCUUAAAUCAACUGUACUGUUUGCAAUGACUGGAUGUGUUCUUGGAGUUUCUGGUAAGGUUAUAUUGACUUUGAGUCGUUAA